Molecule: messenger RNA, 657 nt
Organism: Arabis nemorensis
Lineage: Eukaryota; Viridiplantae; Streptophyta; Magnoliopsida; Brassicales; Brassicaceae
Source: the annotation of a GenBank genome assembly
AUGACUUCAAAAAGAGGCAAAGGGAAAGGAAUUGCAACAGGGGAGGGUGUGGAAAAGAAAGGAACAAUAUACGAAAGAAUGGUAUUUUCUGACGCUCUGGAGGAACAUGAAACAAAGGCCAGAAAUGUCAAGGAGAUAUUACAAUGGACAAGGAAGGCAAGUGCUACAAAGAAAGUGGAAACUAGCAACCAACAAUGGAGACCAAAGGCAGAUCAAUCAGGAACCAUGACGCAAGGUGCUAGCUCUAAGAGUACAAAGGAGUCUGUUUCUAUGCCUCUAAAGAGAAGAAGGCUCAGUUCUAGUGACGACGGAAAAGAGAAGAGAGCAAGACAUGAAGAACCAAAGGAGACCAACCAUUCCCCGUCUAUCUUUGAGAGACUAGGGCCUCAGACUACUCCCGCUCUUAACAAUACGAGUUCAGAAGGAAGAAACUCAGCUUCUAGGAGCUCAAGGUCCAAGACAACUGACUCUAAGUAUUCUGAAUCUCAGAAAUCUGCAAGUUUAAUCAUCAAAAGGAUGCAAAAAGGAGCAAAAGGAGUGUUAUCUAUGAUAGAGCUACUUACUCAAGUCAAAGGAACCAACCCAAGUCAUUAUAUCUUAAAGAUAAAGCAUAUUCUCAAGUUGGACAUAAUGCAUAUGCCAGAAGUUUACUACUGA